CUGGUGACGUUAUAGUGACUUCCCAUGUGUACGGAAGUUGAUAGCAUGAAAUCUCUAAAGCUGUAUGUAGUCAGGUCUGGUCAUACGAUCCACCAGAAAAGACAAAUUGCACAAAAAUUAGUACAGAUUCAUACUUCAUAACGCACUGUCCGUAUCUGUGAGUCUGCUCCUUUUCACGGUGCAGUUUCUGGAGAAGCCUUGUCAUACGCCUCAAAGAAAGAGGGCUAGCUAGCUAGCUGUACGAUGAGUUCCCAAGAUAUGUUGAAGAAUGCCUCCACUCUCGCGUCAUACAAUGUCUUGCUUCAGGUCAUGUUUCGUGUGCUCACCUUUUUGCUGAACGCAUUCACGCUGCGCUUUGUGUCCAAAGAGCUGAUUGGCGUGGUCAACGUCAGGUUGACACUGCUGUACUCCACGCUGGUCUUCUUGUCCAGAGAGGCCUUCAGGAGAGCCUGUUUGAGUGGCGGAACAGAUCACAACUGGAGACAAGUCAUCAACCUGCUAUGGCUGACGUUGCCACUGGGUGUACUAUGGGCAUCUCUCCUUGUGUGUGUGUGGCUGUGGCUCCUGGAGGUUCCGGAUCCCCUGACUAUCCCCCACUACGGCCCCGCUGUGGGGCUCUUUGCCCUGGCCGCACUGCAGGAGCUGCUGGCUGAGCCUCUCUGGGUCCUGGCUCAGGCCCACAUGUUUGUCAGGCUGAAGGUGGUUGCUGAGAGCCUGGCCAUGGUGGCUAAGUGUGUUCUGACAGUGGUGCUGGUGGUCUCUGCUCCUCAGUGGGGGCUCUACAUAUUCUCUGCUGCUCAGCUGGUGUACACAGGGUUCCUGGUGCUAUGCUACUUUGUCUACUUCCUGCGUUUCCUGGGCUCUGGGGAGGCCAACAGGAAGUACUUCCCCCUGCAGCGUGUAGCAGACCUGCUGCCCUCCAGUGUUGAAGGAGAGCCUGUGAUUGACUGGACGUUGGCCAGGCUGACGUGGAGCUUCUUCAAGCAAUCCUUUCUGAAGCAGAUCCUGACGGAGGGCGAGCGUUAUGUCAUGACCUUCCUCAAUGUGCUGAGCUUCGGGGAGCAGGGCGUGUACGACAUCGUCAACAACCUGGGCUCAAUGGUUGCCCGUUUCAUCUUCCUGCCCAUCGAGGAGAGCUUCUAUGUCUUCUUUGCCAAAGUUCUGGAGAGGGGGCGGGACGUCAGGCAGCAGAAACAGGAGGAGGUUGCCAUAGCAGCUGAAGUUCUGGAGUGUCUGCUGAAGCUGGUGCUUGUGAUUGGUCUGAUCAUCACAGUGUUUGGUUACGCCUACUCUCACCUGGCUCUGGACAUCUAUGGGGGAUCUCUACUGAGCAGUGGUGCAGGGCCCAGUCUGUUGCGAUGCUACAGCUCCUAUGUGCUCCUACUGGCCAUUAAUGGAAUAACUGAGUGCUUUGUCUUUGCUGCCAUGAGCAAGGAAGAGGUUGACAGGUAUAACCUGGUGAUGUUGGCUCUGUCUAUCUCCUUCCUGCUCCUGUCUUACAUGCUGACGUGGUGGGCAGGGGGCAUUGGCUUCAUCCUGGCUAAUUGUCUGAACAUGGGCCUGCGUAUCCUUCACAGCCUGUUCUACAUCCACCGCUACUUCCUGUCAAGCCAGUGGACGCCUCUGCGCGGCCUGAGGCCCUCCCCUCUUCUGCUGCUAGCUCUGGCUCUCAGUGCAGUCCUCACUGCUCUCUCUGAGGGUGUGUUCUGUUGUGACGGAGGAUGGUUACUAAGGCUGGUUCACAUCGCCGUGGGAGCCGGGUGUCUACUGGGUGUACUUGUCACUGUCCUUCUCACAGAGACAAAACUUGUUCAGUUUGUUCGGACUCAGCUCUUACCCCGCUAUGGGAAGAAACACACCUAAACCUGCCCAGCAGAGGAGUAACCUGCCAAUUAUUAUGAGAGAGAGAGACAGGAUAAUCCGAAUGGCAGAAGGAUACAUAGAUCUGAACACAGUGACUUGGAGGGGAAUGUGGAAACAGCUGCAAUCCUAAGUGACCCUGUCAUGGACUGAGGGUGAAGUUGGAAUGAGCAGCUCACUGGCCAAACGUGUGUGUGUGUGUGUGUGUGUACAGUAAGGUCUAAAAAUAUUGGCAACAUUGAUAAAGAUGAGCAAAAACACUGUAUAAAAUAAAUACAUACAAAUUCUGAGCUAUAUUGUAUGCUCAAAUUUUGGGGAAAUUAUAUUAUUAUAUACUUUAUUAUAUACUAAUACAAUUGCUCAGAGAAAGAGAUUUUGUUUAACAAGUAAUGUUCGUUUUUUUCUCAAAAAGAUAGUGGUCAAUACUCCAGCACCCCAUGCGAGGAUAAUGGCACUGAGCCUUUUCCUAAAAUGUUUUAUGAGAUUGGAGAACACAUUGGGAGGAAUCUUAGACCAUUCCUCCAUACAGAAUCUUUCCAGAUCCUUGAUAUCCUUCAUCUGCUGUUAUGGACUGCCCUCUUCAAUUCAAACCACAGGUUUUCAAUGGGGUUCAAGCCUGGAGACUGAGAUGGUCAUUUCAAAAUGUUGAUUUUUGUGGUCAAUUAACAAAAAAAAAGUGCAUUUUAAUGUGUGCUUGGGGUUAUUGUCUUGCAGGAAAAUCCACUUGUAGCCAAGUUUCAGCUAAAUUGUCCUGGUACGGGGUAAAGUUCAUGUUGCCGUUGGGACCCCAGGACCAGUGGAAACAAAAUAACCCCAUAUCAUCAAUGAUCCACCACCACCAUAUUUUACACACUUUUACUGCAUAUGCAUCUGUCUUUUGACACCAAACCCACCACUGAUGUGCGUGGCCAAAGAACUCUAUUUUCAGCUCAUCUGACCAUAGCACUGGUUCCAGUCCAAAUGCGUCUAGCAAACUCCAGGCGUUUACAUUUAUUGGAUGACAUGAACAUAGAGCUCUUUUUGUGUGUACAGUAUGAGCAAGCACUGAAAACACUGUUUCACCUGCACAUUGUUGAUUUUUAAAAUGUAAACUGCUUGAGAGUGGUAGGCUAUUUUGUAACCAAAUUAGGUUUUGAUAAAUAAAAGCAGGUGGAUUUUGA
Oncorhynchus keta (chum salmon) is the source of this 3020-nucleotide messenger RNA. It is a transcript of the gene rft1, whose product is annotated as RFT1 homolog. Gene Ontology annotation, cellular component: endoplasmic reticulum membrane. Gene Ontology annotation, biological process: glycolipid translocation; dolichol-linked oligosaccharide biosynthetic process. The coding region runs from base 244 to 1863 and encodes 539 amino acids. NCBI's taxonomy places the organism in Eukaryota, Metazoa, Chordata, Actinopteri, Salmoniformes, Salmonidae. The transcript has 10 exons. The record is from RefSeq and is a predicted model, not a curated record.